CCGACAGCGGUGUCGACCAAAAGAAAUCAUCCACAUACCCGCUCUACGGCCAGAACACUUUCUUUUCUCUAGGGUUCCGGGGCGAGCACCGAUAUGUUCGAGUCCGGGAGCCCUCGUGACAGUUAAGACGGAUAGAUCGACUGCAGGAGUAUUGGCUGGAAAGAUGUAUUCAGAAGGACACGGCAAUCCGGGGCCUGCCAACGGUUCUCCGGAGCAGCAGGCUAGCCACUCCGAUGUCGUCCCGUCGUCCAGCCUCCAUGUGGCUCCUAAAAUCCCAUCGAACUCGACUUUUACCGAUCGCCUCGAAUUCUUCUUUACGCGCAUGCCGGAUUCUUACAUUACACCGUUCUGCGGGGCCAGCGCGGGUGUGGCAUCCGGUAUUGUGACAUGCCCUUUGGAUGUGAUCAAGACCAAAUUGCAAGCCCAAGGUGGAUUUGCACGAAGGGGUGGGCAGGUGGGCGCCAAAAAAUUAUACCGCGGAAUGUUAGGUACAGGAAGGAUCAUUGUGCGGCAAGAUGGUCUCCGCGGCCUUUACCAGGGACUGGGUCCCAUGAUUUUCGGUUAUUUGCCGACCUGGGCUGUUUAUCUAGCGGUGUAUGAUCGAUCGCGGGAAUAUUUCUAUGGAACGACCGACAGUUGGUGGCUUGCACGAGGAUACGCCUCGGUCACGGCUGGCGCCUGUUCUACGAUUGUGACGAAUCCAAUAUGGGUUAUCAAAACACGGCUCAUGUCUCAAAGUGUCAGGUCGGACAGCGAAGGCAUGCGGGCUCCGUGGCAUUACAAGAGCACAUGGGACGCGGCGCGCAAGAUGUACAGAAGCGAGGGGUUCCGUUCUUUCUACUCCGGACUGACACCGGCCCUAUUGGGAUUGACACAUGUUGCUAUCCAAUUCCCACUGUACGAAUACUUUAAGAUGGCGUUGACGGGCUAUGGCAUUGGGGAACACCCUGAUAACGGCAACUCCCAUUGGAUCGGGAUAUCCUGCGCGACUUUUCUCAGCAAAGUCUGUGCGAGCACCGCGACGUAUCCGCACGAAGUGCUGCGAACCAGACUUCAAACCCAGCAGAGAACAUUCUCUGUCCCAGGCUCGUCGUCAGGGGAAAUUGCCUUUCGCGGAGCACUAGACCAACACCCGGACCACAGUAGGCCACCGGGAGCCGCUUCGUCAGACGGCAUGCCUAAUCGCCCACGGUACACCGGGGUGAUCCGCACUUUUCAGUCAAUCCUGAAGGAGGAAGGCUGGCGCGCCUUCUACUCUGGAAUCGGCACGAACCUAUUCCGUGCCGUCCCUGCUGCCAUGACUACUAUGCUUACAUACGAAUACCUCAAAAAGACGAUUGGCCAUCUUCAACACGAGGGACGGCUCAAACAGGAUACGUUGGGAGAGAAUCCUGACGAUGCCGUCGGUCUUUGAGCGGUUGGCUGGUUUUUCGCUGACCGAUACCUACACGUCGUGGGCCCGACCUGGCUUCUCGGGCUGUCCGCGUGUGAUGAAAUCUCCCCUGACCCAGUGUCGCUACUGGCAAUGUAUAGAAGCAGACCAGUUGCCCCCACUGCACAUCAUCCCAUGA
Messenger RNA from Aspergillus candidus, 1571 nucleotides. Its product is annotated as putative mitochondrial carrier protein. The transcript is spliced from 2 exons. Bases 164 to 1414 code for a protein of 416 amino acids. Lineage: Eukaryota; Fungi; Ascomycota; Eurotiomycetes; Eurotiales; Aspergillaceae. The record is from RefSeq and is a predicted model, not a curated record. Gene Ontology annotation, cellular component: mitochondrion. Gene Ontology annotation, biological process: pyrimidine nucleotide import into mitochondrion. Gene Ontology annotation, molecular function: pyrimidine nucleotide transmembrane transporter activity.